Messenger RNA from Pocillopora meandrina, 1092 nucleotides. NCBI's taxonomy places the organism in Eukaryota, Metazoa, Cnidaria, Anthozoa, Scleractinia, Pocilloporidae. The record is from the annotation of a GenBank genome assembly.
AUGGAUGUCAAGGCAGGCCUAGUAAAAAGAUCUAGAGGUGACCCAUGGCAUCUGAAUCAGACAUCAGGUAAGGUAAUUGGUAUUACUGUUAUGAUUUACGUUUGUGGUGAAAAAAUUCAGGAAAAAAAAUAUUCAUUCCACUACUACAACGUUCGUCCGUGUUGUUUUGCUCUUUCACGCACUCCUUAUGCGAUCGAUAAGAUGCUGAGAUGAGGUCAUGCGAAUAUUUCGUAAACUUAAAGUUAAAACAUUAGGAAAUAUAUACAUAUAUGUAUACAUAUGUUGUGAUAGGGGUAAAAAACAGAGACUAUACUUUCAUCCCUACAAGCCUGUUUCGUGAUUGCUCACUCAUCAGGGGAUUUUAUUGUUAAGAAUAUUUGUACCAUCGUUACAAAAUUUCUUGGCUUGUAAGUGACAUCAGUGUACUUUAAAUCUCUCUCAUGAUCAGGGAUUCGUCAAGGAAGUGAACAAUUGUAAGAAAACCAACCUUUCCAGGGUAACUUAAAAUACGAGAGAGGCCACGUCGUUCCUGUUAAUAUCUUAAGUUACAGCGAUGAAAGUGUUUAUGCCACUUUCACCUACACCAACCGCGUACCGCAAAAUGGAAAUUUCAACAAAAGUCAGUGGAAAAUGCACGAAGGGAAAAUAGUAAAAUAUGCCCAGGAUUGUUGUGCUUCAAACAUAGGAACUCUUUACCUGAUCACUGGUACAUCACAGGUUAAAUUUGAAGAGAUACUUAAUCUUCAAGGCCAAAUAACCGGGGUGGAUAAGUCGGUGAAACCAAUGGAGUGGUUCCAUGACAACGUAAAUAUAUACCCCGCACUCGGACCAAAGAUCGCAAUUCCAAACUCAAUGUGGACAGUGGGCUGUUGUUGGAAGGAUAAUUAUGGAGUCGUGGGAGCGUUUGGUGUGAUGGGUGAUAAUUCUUUAAACCCAUCUAUGAAUGAGUUUAUGAUGUCCACACAAACCGUCGGAUACGUUGAAAAGGUUCUUCGCUUAGAGCAUCCAAACCUUAAGUUGGAAUUGUUUCCGGGGGUGAAGGGCAAGAAUUGCUAUAAGCAAGGGAAAAACGUUCCGUUGGCAAACUUAUGA